CCGUCUCUCUUGUGAUUUGCAUCCUACAAUUCACCCUUCACUCUGCCGAGUACGACGUGCGUGCUCUACUCUCCCUCCGACAGCGCAUACGAUACAUCGCUUGGCCCCAGGGCCCCCUCCCUUGUCGAGAUGGUGUCGGCCGACCGCCAGACCAUCAUGGAGACCAACAGGUCGCUCCGCAACAUUAAGACAGAGCUCGAGAACCUACUAGAAAAGGGCGUCAUCGACGAGGCAGUCUUCGACCAGAUCCACGCCGCCCUGCCCGACGAGUCUCCCCUCCACGGACCCCUCCGCACUGCGACCAGCAACAACAACGCAUCCCCCGCCCCUACGCGAAGCAGCCCGGCGCCCAACAACAACAGCAACGGCGUCAGCCCGCCCCCUCCGGCCCAGCAGCCCCCGACGCAGGCGUUCCAGAACCUCGGCCUCAACUCGACGACGUCGCCCGCGCCGCCCUCCUACAACGACACGCCUCCCCCCAGCGUGCCCACCCGCGGCAAGCCCGUCAUCGCCCACGCCCGCGCCAUAUACCGCUACGCCGCCUCGGACGCGCGCGACGUCAGCUUCGAAAAGGAUGACAAGAUCGCCGUGCACGAGUACAUGAACCAGGACUGGUGGAUGGGCGCCAACCUUCGCACCGGGCAGGAGGGCAUCUUCCCUCGCAACUACGUGCUCGUCGAGCCCGACCAGGAAAAGUCGGCGCAGCAGCCCUACCCCGGCGCCGCCGGAUACCCGGCCCAGCCGCAAUAUGGAUAUCCGCAGGGCCCGCCGCAGCAGCAGAACCCCUACAACUCAAGCGUGCCGCCCGUGGCCGUCGCCGAGGGCGGACAGCCGUCUGGCGGGCAACAGCAGGGCGACGGCAAGGUCGGCGAGUACGGAAAGAAGUUUGGCAAGAAGCUGGGAAAUGCAGCCAUCUUCGGUGCGGGUGCCACGAUUGGCGGAAACAUUGUCAACAGCAUCUUCUAGGUGCUCGGCGGAUGCUUUUGUGUAUGGUUCCCUUUCGCAUUGUGCUUGACGGGCCUCAAGGCAGUGCACGAGGGGCAGCGGCAGUUGUCGUGAGCCUUCUGGGAUGGCGUCUGGAGUUUUCCGCUCGCAAGCAGCCUAAAUAGCAAGAGCAAAGUAUGGCCAAAUAAUUGGAUAGUGAUCUUGUUCCGCUCCCUACUAC
Purpureocillium takamizusanense is the source of this 1165-nucleotide messenger RNA. RefSeq names its product protein that induces appearance of [PIN+] prion when overproduced (gene PIN3). The coding region runs from base 130 to 966 and encodes 278 amino acids. Gene Ontology annotation, biological process: protein transport to vacuole involved in ubiquitin-dependent protein catabolic process via the multivesicular body sorting pathway. Gene Ontology annotation, molecular function: protein binding. The transcript has 2 exons. Gene Ontology annotation, cellular component: ESCRT-0 complex. The record is from RefSeq and is a predicted model, not a curated record. NCBI's taxonomy places the organism in Eukaryota, Fungi, Ascomycota, Sordariomycetes, Hypocreales, Ophiocordycipitaceae.